Molecule: messenger RNA, 373 nt
Organism: Plutella xylostella (diamondback moth)
Lineage: Eukaryota; Metazoa; Arthropoda; Insecta; Lepidoptera; Plutellidae
Source: RefSeq, a predicted model, not a curated record
GACCACACUUGCAGUUUGUAACUGAUUGUUAUACAGAUUGGUGAUAUUUAACUAUAGAAAGUAAACACAAAGUUUUGUUAAAUACGGAAGAAUUGUUAAAUUUCUGAAGAUUUUAACGAUGAGAUCGGCUUGUGUUUGUGUUUCGCUGCUGGUGAUGAUGAUGACAGACUCUCUGGCCUCGCCAGGCGAUACUGACAUCGACAGUGCAGAGCCAGUUCCCCUGACCCCCGGCGCUGCCUACACGCACUACCCGUCAGUGCGGCGCCAGUACCGUCUGGAGUACCGGGCCGCCGACUGGCACACCGCGCGCCGCCGCUGCCGCCGCCAGGGCGCGCAGCUCGCCGUGCCGGAGACACAGGUAGACUGGAGAUAG